AUGAACGAUUCAAUCAUAAUUAUUCCUAAAGUCCUUCCAAUUGUUCCAAUUAGGAAUAAAGUUUUAUUACCUGGAUUGGCUCUUCGACUUCACAUUGGCCGUAAAGAGACGGUUCAAUUAAUGCAAAGAAUUUAUAAAUCUGCUGACAAUAAAGAGUCGAAGUAUAUUAUUGGUUGUGUACCAGUUCAACCACCUCAUAAGUCUGAGCCCAAAGAUACCAACAAUUCUUCGAAUAUUCCUUUUACUUUGACACGGAAUGUCAACAGAAAUUCUACACCAAAAAAGACAAUUGAAGAAACCUUCAAUCAAGCAACACAGCCCUCAGAUUUGCAUGAAUUUGGUUGUGCUGCUCGAAUAAUUAAAUUGGAAAGAACAGUUGGGGGUGGUUUUAUAGUGGUCGUCGAAGGAGUUGUUCGUAUUCGUGUUGACAGAUAUGUCCUUGAAAGACCAUACCUUGAAGCUGAAGUGACCACCUUCCCUGAAAUUUCUGUUUCUAAUGAUGAUCAAGAAUUGCAAGAGCUUGUCAUAUUAUUAAAGUCAACUGGACGUGAAUUACUUGCAUUAUUACAAGAUUUGAAACUUCCAACUUCUGUUCUUACCCAACUUCAAAAGUUUAUAGAAAAUGCUUCUUCCGGAACAUUGGCUGAUUUAUUGAUUAGUACGAUCGAUUCUUCGUAUGAAGAAAAGCUGCAAAUUUUAGAUGCCCAUGAUUUGAAAUCCCGUAUGUCAACUGCAAUUGAACUCUUGACAAAACAAAUACAUGUAUUAAAGAUCUCUCAAAAAAUUCAUUCAACGGUUGAAGGAAAAUUGAGCAGGAAACACAGAGAAUUUUAUUUACGACAACAACUUAAUGCUAUUAAAGAAGAAUUGGGUGAACAAAACGAUUCACCUAACGAAGAAGACGAAAUUACAGAUUUAACGAAAAGAAUACAAGAAGCUGGGCUCUCAGUAGAAGCUGAUAAAGCUGCACAAAGAGAGCUCAAACGCCUUAAACGUAUGCAUCCAACUCAGGCAGAAUAUCAAGUCGUCCGUACUUAUCUAGAAUGGCUUUCAGAAAUUCCAUGGAGUAAAUCCACCACUGAUAUUUUAGAUAUUCACAAAGCACGUCAGCAGCUUGAAGAUGAUCAUUAUGGCCUUGAUUCAGUUAAGAAACGUGUUUUGGAAUACUUGGCCGUUUUAAAAUUGAAAGAAGAUCUGAAAGGACCAAUUCUGUGUUUACUUGGUCCUCCAGGUGUUGGUAAAACUUCAUUGGGUAAAAGUAUUGCAAAUGCGCUCGGACGUAAAUUCCACAGAAUUUCUUUGGGUGGAGUGAGGGAUGAGGCUGAGAUUCGUGGACAUCGUCGAACUUACAUUGGUGCCAUGCCUGGACUCAUCGCCCAAGGUCUUAGACGUGUCGGCGUUAAAAACCCUGUAUUUUUACUUGUUGGUCAUUUGAGUAAUCAUGGAGACCCAUCUGCUGCUUUGCUUGAAGUUCUCGAUCCAGAACAAAACAAUACUUUUAACGAUCAUUACCUUAAUGUCCCCCUUGAUUUAUCUAAAGUUUUAUUUAUUGCUACAGCUAAUCAAGUUGACACGAUACCCCCUCCUCUUCUAGAUCGUAUGGAACUUAUAACUGUUCCAGGAUAUACAUUUGAUGAGAAAAUAAAUAUUGCACAAAGGCAUUUAUUACCAAAGCAAAUAAUAAAUCAUGGUCUCUCAAUAGGAGAUGUAAAGAUUUCUGAUAAAUUGUUACUCAAAAUUGCUUCCGGUUACACCAGAGAAGCCGGUGUUAGAAGUUUAGAAAGAGAGAUUGCGAGUGUAUGUCGAGCAAAAGCUGUGGAAUAUGCCGAUGCAAAAGAUAAGGACGAAUUAUAUGGUUACUGCGGGGUAAUUUCUGAGGAAGGAGUUGAAAACAUCUUGGGGGUUACUAAAUACGAUAAUGAAGUUGCUGAACGCACUGCAAGACCAGGUGUAAUAACUGGGUUAUCAUGGUCAGCAUCUGGAUCCGGUGGUAUUUUAUUUAUUGAAGCUACCCAAAUGGCUGGAAAAGGCAACCUUCAAUUAACAGGUAAGUUGGGAGAUGUAAUCAAAGAAUCAGCCACCAUCGCACUUUCAUGGGUGCGAUCACAUGCUUUUCAGUUGGGAAUCACAACAUCGGAAACCGAAUCCACGUUUUUCUUUCAAAGAGAUGUCCAUAUACAUUUUCCUGCAGGUGCAGUAGGUAAGGAUGGACCGUCAGCCGGUGUAGCUUUGACAACUGCACUUGUUUCUUUAUUCACGCAUCGGCGUGUGCCACCAACAACAGCGAUGACGGGAGAAAUUACUCUACGUGGUCAAGUAUUACCCGUAGGUGGUAUUAAAGAAAAAGUAAUUGCUGCACAUCGUGCAGGUAUUAAAAAAGUUAUCCUACCUACAAGGAAUCGAAAAGAUGUUGAAGGAGAUGUACCAACUAAUGUGAAGAAUGAAAUCAAUUUUGUUUACGCAAAUAGUAUUUUCGAUAUUCUUCAAGCUGCUUUUGAAGGAGAAAAAAUUUGGAUCGAUUCUGCUUCAGUUGUAGAAUUUGAAAGUCGACUUUAA
This is a messenger RNA of Funneliformis geosporum, 2556 nucleotides long. The record is from the annotation of a GenBank genome assembly. NCBI's taxonomy places the organism in Eukaryota, Fungi, Glomeromycota, Glomeromycetes, Glomerales, Glomeraceae.